AUCCAAAAGUUUACUACUUUUAAACAGAACAAACUUGAACUAAAUGUAUAUAACUAAAUGUUUAACACCUUGGACCCAUCGACACUUUAUUUGUAUGUGUGUAAAAAAUAUCAGAUUUAUUUUUUUUAAAGAAAGCAGGAGUAUAGAUCUGGAUCUAUAAAAAACUGAAUACGUUAGUUUUAAAUUUAAAUUAUCCCCGAGACGACCUUUGAGUGUCCUGUCCACAGAAAAUGGAAAAUUGUAAACAAUUAUAAUAACUUCUUCGCUAAAAGCUAGUUUAAUCCGAUCGGAUAAUUUGAAUAAUAAUCAACUGUCUAUUACAAACUAAUCCAUGAAUAUUGUUGGCGUAUCUAAGCUUGGCAAAACAGCAAUGAUUAAUAACAAUUCUGUGAUAGAAUUUUAUUUUGCGCAGGCAUCCCUAUAAACAAAGCCCUAUCGAAACCAUUCUGGCGCGGUGUGGGGUAAUAAGUUGUCUGAUGAUAUAUAUAGAUCUAGAAAGUUUUUGAUAGCCAAAUUGUCACAUUUUGGUGGCAUACAUUUAAAGCAUGCCAUUAAAAAAAUAUUGGACUAGAUCUAUAUGAUGACAACAACACUGCAAUGUCAAUUCAAUUGGGCUGGUAAACCAGGCUGGAAAGGGAACGGAGUGGCUAGAAGAGGAUUUCAACAUUGCCAACUUUGUUUAGUAAUUGCAGAUUCUGUUCGACGCACCAAAAACUUGGAAACACCCACUAACGAAGAAGUAUUUUCUUCGAUUAAAGUUUACCUGAGAAAUGCACGUGACAGGCAAGAUGGUGACAGGCAAGGUGGUAGACGUAUAAGACUGGAGACAGAUGCUGUUGGAGAGAUGGUCUGGCAUGGUGACAAUGGGUACAGCCUCAACUUCUUCUGUUUCAUUGUAAUUAGCCACAGCCCACAUUCUAGACAAUUAUUAUAAAUUAGUGUUUAAUAAAUAUGUAUGGUUACAACAUUCGUUUUCUGCUCCUAGCCUAAUUUUUUAAAUGACUUUUUUCAACGUUUAUAAUUAAAUUUAUUUUUUAAAUUUUUAUUUUCUGUUGUAGAUAAAUAAUUUUGUAAAAAUAAUUAUUACUUUUUUAUUAUAUGUAUAAAUAUUUUUAUUUUUGUGCAAAACAUUUUUUUUAUUCAGUUAUUAAAAUUUUAGAUUUUCUUUCUUUUUUUUUUGUACAUUUAUAUUUUAUUGUAUCCUUGAUGAUUGUAAGCUUUAAAUAUAUGUAAAUUUACAUAUUUAUAAUUAACUUUUUGUUUUUAACUUUAUUUUUAUUGUCUUAAAUUAGAGGUUAUGUUCAUUAAGCACACUGAUAUUGGUGUAUUUCUAUUUUAUUAUAUUAAAUACCAUUUUUGUUUGUGUCCAAAGUUUUUUUUCUCCUGUAUUUUUUUUUUUUAAAUCUCAGUCAAAAUUUCUAAUUUAAUAGUUUGAUGAAAAUAGUAGUUUUUCUUAAAUGAGACAUAACUUUUAACAUUACAUUUUUUUUUCUAUUUUACAGUUAUUUUUGUCUCACAUACAUUAAAAUUUUUUUUUCACUGUUUAAUUAAAUUUUGUAUUAGCUUUAUUAAGUUCGAAUUUUAUAUUACAAGUUUUAUUUGAUUCUGGCGUCAUCAUUUUUAAUAAUAAAUAAAUCUUUAA
Molecule: messenger RNA, 1642 nt
Organism: Biomphalaria glabrata
Lineage: Eukaryota; Metazoa; Mollusca; Gastropoda; Planorbidae
Exons: 4
Coding region: 578-934 (118 amino acids)
Source: RefSeq, a predicted model, not a curated record